Sardina pilchardus (European sardine) is the source of this 1888-nucleotide messenger RNA. It is a transcript of the gene spcs2, whose product is annotated as signal peptidase complex subunit 2. Bases 45 to 692 code for a protein of 215 amino acids. The transcript has 5 exons. Gene Ontology annotation, cellular component: membrane; signal peptidase complex. Lineage: Eukaryota; Metazoa; Chordata; Actinopteri; Clupeiformes; Clupeidae. The record is from RefSeq and is a predicted model, not a curated record. Gene Ontology annotation, biological process: protein targeting to ER.
UCAUUUUGAUUGCUGAUUGGUUACUGAAAUUAUGCCGCUCGCCAAUGAUAUUCUCCCAGAUCACUGCAAAUGAACAGGAAGAAAAGAUGGCGGCGAGAAACGGGAAGAGUGGCAUAUUGGAAAAAUGGAGGAUUGAUGAGAAACCUGUGAAGGUUGACAAGUGGGACGGUGCAGCUGUGAAGAACUCUCUUGACGAUGCAGCUAAGAAGGUGCUCUUGGAGAAGUUCGGCUACGUGGAGAACUUCAACCUGGUAGACGGCCGCCUCUUCAUCUGCACCAUCUCUUGCCUUUUCGCUAUUGUAGCGCUCAUCUGGGACUACCUCCACCCGUUCCCCGAGUCCAAGCCUGUCCUGGCGUGCUGUGUCAUAUCGUAUUUCAUUAUGAUGGGCAUCCUGACCCUCUACACCUCUUACCAAGAGAAGAAUAUUUUCCUGGUGGCCCUUCAGAAGGACCCCGCUGGCAUGGACCCAGAUGACAUCUGGCAGCUCUCCUCCAGUCUCAAAAGGUUCGAUGACCAGUAUACGCUCGUAGUCGCCUUUACGGACGGCAAGACCAAACGCUACCGGGAGAAACCGUUCACCAAGUCCGUGGGGGCGUUCUUUGACGAGAACGGAACUCUGGUGAUGGACCAAUACGAGAAGGACGUCUCGAAACUCCACGACAGCCUGACGGCGGAAAAGAAGACAAAGUAACGGGGCCGGCGUGGUCCUGUUGUGGAUGCCAGCCUUUGCCCCACCCCAGCGUAGCCCCGUCGCUGUGGAGGGCACGGUGGAGUCUGUCUGGGGUUGGUUGUCUCGUCACCCUACAUUUGCAUCAGUCUGCCUGUUCGCUCUUUCUCGUCAUCGCUCAUGUUUCUACACUGGUCAGGUAUUUGCUCCGUUGUCAAAGUCACACAUCUCAAGUCUCUGUUUAUAUGAAAUGCGUGUUAGAUAACGUCCCAAUGGUCCCUUCUCUUCUCGCCCCGCUCAUCCCUGCCUUGUGCCCAAGGCUACGGGCCCAAGAGAACGGUUCUAUGUGUGCUGGUCUGUUCUACACGUUCUACAGGGGUUCUCCAACCUACCUUGUGCAGAUGUCACAUACAUACAUUUGCUCUGGGAUGUUCUGUUUUUUCUUUUCUGUUUUUUCUUUUUCUUUUUUUUUUUCAAAUCCGUGUGAAGUAAUUUCGGUUUAAUUCAUUACUCCGAUUUUAUUUGUUUGUUUGUUGUUUUGUUUUUUUCAUUUCACACAGAUGGACACAAUGCCUUAUAAAGAGAGUUGUAUGAAUGUCUGCACUUGUGUUGUCCUCUCCUGCUUUUGUAAUCGCUGACCUACAUUCUUUAUUCUUGAGUGAGAGCCUUACACCAUUUCUCUACCCAUCCUGUCAAAAUGACAAAAAAAAAGCUUCUUUGCUAAUAGGCUCCAAAGGGUAAUGUAACAAAAAACAAAACAAAACAAAACAAAAAAAACAUGAAAAUGAGGGACUGGAUUCGGUCCCAAAGCUCAUGUUAUCCCCAUGCCUCUUUUGAUAUGUAGUAGAUUUGAAAGGGUCUUCGGAUCUUACUUUAAAGCAGGGAUAAUUGUUUGGUGUUGUUUUAAGGGUAAGGGUAUGAAACGAAGCGGUCUUUGAUCAGUUGACCCUACUCAAGAACCUAAGGGGGACAUUGGUAUUGUUUUGGUUUCAGUUACCCAUGACGCCAUGUCAUUUAACUUAUUCUGUAACGGUUAGGUAAACAUAUGGAUACAGAGGUGUUUUUUUUUAUUAUUAUUUGUAUAAAGAUAAGCAGUCACAAACCACAGACGUUGCAGAAAUUUCUGUUUGUAGAUCUUGAGUAAACUUUAGCUACCUUUUGUUGUGCGUGCCAGUUCUUCCCCCAAAAAAGUAUCAAAUAAAGUGAAAAAGGCAUUUUUA